Tinamus guttatus (white-throated tinamou) is the source of this 2060-nucleotide messenger RNA. The record is from RefSeq and is a predicted model, not a curated record. Lineage: Eukaryota; Metazoa; Chordata; Aves; Tinamiformes; Tinamidae.
AUGGCUGCUCAGUUUAUUAUGGAGUGCUCUCCAUAUGCAGCUCACUUGUACGACGCUGAGGAUCCCUCUACUCCCGUGCGGACAAUCCCAGGGCUUUGCCAAGAUUACUGCGUGCAAGUCUGGCAAAAAUGCAGGUCCAUUUUCCAGUAUCUCUCUACAGACAAAGAGUUAAUCGCCCUGGAGCACAACAUGGCCAAGUUCUGCCGCUACCUGUCCUUGGAGGAUGUAGACUACUGCUUCCCUCAUCUCCUGGCUAACGAGAAUCUCAACCAAAACCUGGGCUUCGUGACCGCCAACGCGGAGGGCUGUCUCCAGCUCUGCCUGGAGGAGGUGGCCAACGGGCUGCGCAACCCCGUUGCGAUGGUGCACGCCAACGACGGCACCCACCGCUUCUUCGUUGCCGAGCAGGUUGGCCUGGUGUGGACCUACCUCCCCGACCGAUCGCGGCUCGAAAAGCCGUUUCUGAACAUCAGCGAAGCCGUGCUCACCUCACCUUGGGAAGGAGACGAGAGAGGUUUUCUAGGUAUUGUCUUCCAUCCUAAAUUCAAAUUUAAUGGUAAAGUGUAUGUCUACUAUUCAGUUGAAGUUCGUUAUGAAGAGAGAAUCCGAAUCAGUGAGUUCAGAAUUUCUCCUGCUGACAUGAAUACUUUGGACCAUGGUUCUGAAAGGAUAAUCCUAGAAGUGGAAGAACCAGCUUCCAAUCAUAACGGAGGAGAGCUGCUCUUUGGAGAUGAUGGUUAUCUCUAUAUAUUCACUGGAGAUGGAGGCAUGGCUGGGGAUCCUUUUGGGACCUUUGGAAACGCCCAGAACAAAUCCACGUUGUUGGGCAAAGUGUUGCGGAUCGAUGUGGACAACAACGACCGGGGGCCUCUGUACAGGAUCCCCCCGGACAACCCUUUUGUCGACGACCCCAGAGCUCGCCCCGAAGUCUACGCGUACGGCGUGAGGAACAUGUGGCGCUGCUCGUUCGAUCGGGGCGAGCCCCACACGAAGGAAGGGAAGGGCCGCCUCUUCUGCGGCGACGUGGGACAGAAUAAAUACGAAGAAAUCGACAUUGUGGAGAAAGGGAAAAACUACGGCUGGAGGGCCCGGGAAGGAUUCAGCUGUUACGAUAAAAAGCUUUGCACCAAUUCUUCAAUAGAUGACGUGCUUCCGAUUUAUGCUUAUCCACACAAAAUGGGGAAGUCUGUUACGGGAGGCUAUGUCUAUCGGGGUUGUGAGUCUCCAAACCUGAAUGGCCUGUACAUAUUUGGUGAUUUUAUGAGCGGCCGGCUGAUGUCUUUGAAGGAGAACCAUGCUACUGGCGAGUGGCAGUACAGUGAGAUCUGCAUGGGCACGGGGCAGACCUGUGUGUUCCCGGGGCUUAUCAAUAACUAUUAUCAAUAUAUCAUCUCUUUUGCUGAAGACGAAGCAGGGGAGCUUUACUUCAUGUCUACCGGCAUACCAAGUGCUACUGCUCGUGCUGGAGUGGUUUACAAAGUGGUGGACACCUCUAGGAGAGCACCACCAGGAAAAUGCCGAGUUGAGCCUUUGCCAGUGAAAGUAAAAAGCAAGCUCAUAAAGUUUGUGCCAAAGGAGAAGCUGAUAGUGGAAACCCCCACACUGAAGGAGAGGUAUCGCCAUAUGGGUGUUGCUGGGAGGGAGGCCUAUGACAAGAUGGAGUUUUCAGGAAGCGCCCAGGAAUGUGCUGAGGAUGGUGUGCAGGCAGGGCAGAGCAGGCCAGGGACCCCGGGUGAGGGAGGCCCGGCUCCCUGCCCGCCCUGCGUCUCGGCUCGCUCUGCCGCGUGUGCUGCCUCUUUAAACUCUGCCUGGCUUCAUUCCCAGCUUCCUCCCACAGCUAGAUCUCAUCCAGCCAGGCAGCUGUUGGAGUUCAUCCAGCCCAGAGCGACCGACCAGCCCAGCUGGACCCGACUCCCGGAGGCCAUGGAGGUGCCGGGGGCCCUGGGCACGCUUGUCCUCCUGCUCCUGGCAGUGCUGCUUCUGGCCUUUGGCGCUUACUGCGGCUACGUGCAAUGGGUCCACAUGAAGUACGACCACAUCCCCAGCGCCCCGCGCGAGAG